UAUUGGAGUGCUCCGGGUUUGAGCGUCCCUCCGGAGCACUUGGGACACAAGCACCAAGAUGUUUAGGAUAGGCCACUGCAAGCCCAGGUCCUGGGGCAGUUUCUGGGCCAUCCUGACGUUGGUGGGGCUGGCGACGCGUGCAGCUCAGAGAGCCGACGUGGGCGGGGAGGCUGCAGGCACGUCCAUCAACCAUUCCCAGAUGCUGCUCCAGCGUCUGCAGGAUCUGUUGCGGCAGGGCAACGCCAGCGACGUGGUUCUGCGCGUGCAGGCUGCGGGCACCGAUGAGGUCCGAGUCUUCCACGCUCACCGCCUGCUGCUGGGGCUGCACAGUGAGCUGUUCCGGGAGAUGUUGAGCAACCAGACUGAGGUGAUGCUGCAGGAGUCGCGGGACUGCGCCUCUGUCUUCGACAAGUUCGUCAGGUACUUAUACUGCGGGGAGCUGACCCUGUUGCUGGCCCAGGCCAUCCCGCUGCACAAGCUGGCCACCAAGUACCGCGUGGCCUCCCUGCAGCGGGGCGUGGCCGACUACAUGCGCGCGCACCUGGCGGCGGGCGCGGGUCCCGCCGUGGGUUGGUACCACUACGCGGUGAGCACGGGGGACGAGGCCCUGCGCGAGAGCUGCCUGCAGUUCCUGGCCUGGAACCUGUCGGCCGUGGCGGGCAGCUCCGAGUGGAGCGCGGUGAGCCCCGAGUUGCUGGCACAGCUCCUGCAGCGCUCGGACCUGGUGCUGCAGGAUGAGCUGGAGCUGUUCCAAGCGCUGGAGGCGUGGCUGGGCCGGGCGCGGCCGGUCCCCGCGGUGGCCGAGCGCGCGCUGCGCUCCAUCCGCUACCCGAUGAUCCCGCCGGCGCAGCUGUUCCAGCUGCAGGCGCGCUCGGCCGCGCUGGCGCGCCACGGCCCGGCGGUGGCCGACCUCCUGCUCCAGGCCUACCAGUUCCACGCCGCCUCGCCCUUGCAUUACGCCAAGUUCUUCGACGUCAACGGCAGCGCCUUCCUGCCUCGCAACUACCUCGCGCCAGCCUGGGGAGCCCCGUGGGUCAUCAACAACCCGGCCCGAGACGAUCGCAGCACCAGCUUCCAGACGCAGCUGGGACCCAGCGGUCACGACGCGGGGCGCCGGGUCACCUGGAACGUGCUCUUCUCCCCGCGCUGGCUGCCCGUCAGCCUGCGGCCGGUCUACGCCGACGCCGCGGGCACCGCGCUGCCGGCCGCGCGCCCCGAGGACGGACGGCCGCGCCUCGUGGUCACCCCGGCCAGCAGCGGAGGCGACGCGGCGGGCGUGAGCUUCCAGAAGACCGUGCUGGUCGGCGCUCGUCACCAGGGUCGCCUGCUGGUCCGGCACGCGUACAGCUUCCACCAGAGCAGCGAGGAGGCCGGCGACUUCCUGGCGCACGCAGACCUGCAGAGGCGCAACUCCGAGUACCUGGUGGAAAACGCGCUGCAUCUGCACCUCAUCGUCAAGCCGGUGUAUCACACCCUCAUCCGGACCCCCAAGUAGUGCCUCCCCCCGCCAACACACACACACACACACACACACACACACACACACACACACCCCAGACUGGGAAAUAAAGCCUGGCCGAGAUGCUACCA
This is a messenger RNA of Jaculus jaculus (lesser Egyptian jerboa), 1590 nucleotides long. RefSeq names its product BTB domain containing 17 (gene Btbd17). The coding region runs from base 59 to 1495 and encodes 478 amino acids. Gene Ontology annotation, molecular function: protein binding. Lineage: Eukaryota; Metazoa; Chordata; Mammalia; Rodentia; Dipodidae. The transcript is spliced from 3 exons. The record is from RefSeq and is a predicted model, not a curated record.